This is a messenger RNA of Knipowitschia caucasica, 1620 nucleotides long. The record is from the annotation of a GenBank genome assembly. Lineage: Eukaryota; Metazoa; Chordata; Actinopteri; Gobiiformes; Gobiidae.
AUGGAACUCAUGGAAUUAAGAGGAGGACUUCAGUCUAGGACUAUGUCUCUCCAAGUUCUACUGGUCCUGCUGCUGUCAGGACCCCUCAUCUCUCUUCAGGAGGAGACUCAAGAGAUUGACAGCAGUGAAAAUGUCCUGGAGAAGGAUUAUAUUUACCCUCAACGUCAUAAGCGUAGUGUUGAUCAAAACUCUGCCCUAAUAGACAAAUGCUCCUAUACUUUUAUUGUGCCACAACAGAAAAACAAUGGUGCGAUCUGUGUGAACUCAAAGGAGGCUGGCACCCAGCCGGAGAGCCAGGUUCAUAAACAGGACUUAGAGCUGCUGAACCUGGAGCUGCAGAAGCAGAGGAAGCAGAUAGAGGCUCUGCAGCAGCUGGUGGAGGUGGACGGUGGCAUUGUGAACGAAGUCAAACUCUUGCGCAAAGAGAGCCGCAACAUGAACUCCAGAGUAACACAGCUGUACAUGCAGCUGCUGCACGAGAUCAUCCGCAAGAGAGACAACGCCCUGGAGGUGUCCCAGCUGGAGACACGCAUGCUCAACCAGACACAUGAAAUGGGACAACUGACUACUCGCUACCGGGAGCUGGAGCUCAAGUACCAGCACCUAUCCACCAUCGCCACCAACCAGAGCUCUCUGCUGGUGCAGCUGGAGGAGCGCUGUAAAAGAGGAGGCUACACUCCUUCAGUCAGUGUGGAGCGAGACAGGAGCACGUAUCUGCGUCCACAGCCUCCUGUGGUGCACCAGCCCCCAGCUCAGACUCCCCCUUUGUCCCCAGGGGGCUAUAGGCCCUUUCACCCUCACACACUGCCCCGACACAACACAAAGACCAUGACCGAUGUCAUGACUAACUCCAUGACCAAUGACAUCCAGAACGACCAGAACCCAAAGGCCCUGCCUCCUCUGCCUGCUCCCACACUCCCCAGCUCCACACACAGCUUCACCAACGAGCCCUCGGGGCCCUUCAAAGACUGUCUACAGGCUCUGGAUGACGGCUACAGCAUCAGCGGCAUGUAUCUGCUCAAACCGGAAAAUGCCAACAAACUCAUUCAGGCUUGGUGUGACAUGAGGCACGACCCGGGCGGAUGGACUGUGAUCCUCAGAAGGCAGGAUGGGUCAGUCAACUUUUUCAGAAACUGGGAGACAUAUAAGCAAGGCUUUGGGAAUAUCAACGGAGAAUACUGGCUGGGUCUGGAGAACAUCUUCUUACUGACAAGCCAAAGCAACUACAAGCUGCUGGUCACACUGGAGGACUGGUCCGGCCGUAAAACCUUUGCAGAGUACGCCAGCUUCCGGACCGAGUCUGAGGCUGAUUUUUACCGGCUUCGCGUUGGCCGAUACCAUGGCAACGCGGGCGAUUCUCUAACAUGGCAUAACGGAAAGCAGUUCACCACACUGGACCGGGACCAUGACACAUACACUGGUAACUGUGCCCACUACCAGAAGGGAGGUUGGUGGUACAACUCCUGUGCUCACUCAAAUCUGAAUGGAGUUUGGUACCGAGGAGGACACUACCGCAGUCGUUACCAGGACGGAGUCUACUGGGCAGAAUUCCGGGGCGGAGCGUAUUCUCUGAAGAAAGUGACCAUGAUGAUUCGUCCCAAUGCAAACACCUACCAUUAA